Messenger RNA from Nematolebias whitei (Rio pearlfish), 4509 nucleotides. It is a transcript of the gene ncoa2, whose product is annotated as nuclear receptor coactivator 2. The coding region runs from base 15 to 4166 and encodes 1383 amino acids. Lineage: Eukaryota; Metazoa; Chordata; Actinopteri; Cyprinodontiformes; Rivulidae. The transcript is spliced from 17 exons. Gene Ontology annotation, biological process: cellular response to hormone stimulus; positive regulation of transcription by RNA polymerase II. The record is from RefSeq and is a predicted model, not a curated record. Gene Ontology annotation, molecular function: nuclear receptor binding. Gene Ontology annotation, cellular component: nucleus.
UCUUUGUAGUGAACAUGGAGGGGAACAUCGUGUUUGUGUCUGAGAAUGUGACCCAGUACCUGCGCUACAACCAGGAGGAGCUGAUGAACACCAGCGUGUACAGCGUGCUGCAUGUCGGAGAUCACGCCGAGUUCAUCAAGAACCUGCUGCCUAAAUCCCUCGUGAAUGGCGUCCCGUGGUCCAGCGAGAGUCCGAGGAGGAACAGUCACACGUUCAACUGCAGGAUGCUCGUCAAUCCGCACAGCGAGAACCAAGACGAGGCGCACGAGCAUGAGCCCCAGCAGCAGAAAUAUGAGACCAUGCAGUGUUUUGCUGUUUCGGAACCCAAGUCCAUCAAGGAGGAAGGAGAUGACUUUCAGUCGUGUCUGAUCUGCGUUGCUCGGAGGGUGCCCACGAAGGAAAGGCCUGCGCUUCCCACUCAUGAGAGCUUCACUACACGCCAGGACCUGCAAGGCAAGAUAACGUCCUUGGAUACUAGUCUGCUAAGAGCAUCGAUGAAGCCGGGCUGGGAAGAUCUAGUUAGGCGCUGCAUCCAGAGGUUCCACCUACAAAAUGAUGGAGAGAUGUCUUUCGCCAAGAGACACCAGCAGGAAGUGCUUCGCCAUGGUCAAGCAUUCAGUCCCAUCUACCGGUUCUCGCUCUCUGACGGCACCAUGGUUUCGGCCCACACCAAGAGCAAACUGAUGCGUUCAAAUGCCACGAACGAACCCCAACUCUACAUGUCCAUGCACAUUCUUCAAAGGGAGCAGCCGGUCUGUGGAAUGGGUCAGGAUGUGGGUCAUGGAAAUCAGGAGAUGGGGAUGACUCCCAAACCAAUGAACUCCUCCACCCCUUCCAUGACUCCACCAACCCCAGGGAGUGUGCCAGGUUUAGGACCUCAGGGCCAAGACACUACUAUCAGCAGCAACAGCACGCCUUUCUCCCCACCAGGCCCAGCUGGUCCCAGAGAGCCAGCGGCCAUGGGGGGCCAUAUGCAAGUCUACCGCUUUGGCUGUCCCCCACCACACAACUACACUGGGGGGAUGCAAUUGCCACAGCAGGGCCCAAACUGGAGGAUGAACAGCCCGUCACGCGCUAGCCCCAGUCCAGCUGGUGGGCCCCAUCCACCUCAGCAGAACUCUAUGCUGUCACCCAGGCACCGUGGUAGUCCUGGGGGGGCAGGCAGCCCUCGUGUAGCAGGAAGCCUGCACUCACCCUCUCCUGUCUCAAUGUGUGGAGGGGGGCCUGGAAGUGCAGGCGGUGGCGGCAGUAGCACUCUUGCUAGCAGCUACACUAGCAGUUCUCUGUCGGCUCUACAGGCCCUUAGCGAGUGCCAUGGAGUAGGACACGCCACCCCGCAUGCACACACGCUGAACUCACCAGACCAGAAGUUAGGUUCCCCAAUUGGAGUCACACCGGGUUCAGUGGUAAACACUCACCUGCUGCCAAAACUUGGAGGAAGCAGCAGCGUUGCUGGUGGAGCGGGAGACUUCGGACCUCACCCAGAGGUGAGUCAGGGACACACCCAGGUCCAAACUGACACCGGUCAGGUGGAGCCCAAGGAGGAGAGGGAGGGGGCACUCGAGGGCCACGAUGCUCACAACCGCAUGCAUGACAAUAAGGGCCACACCAAGUUACUGCAGUUGCUCACCACUAAGCCAGAACCUCUGGAGACUCCCCUGUCCCCCAGCGCAGGAGGGGAGGGAAAGGAGCAGGCUGCCACAGGGGUCCGAGGUGGCCACAUAGGAGGGAGCACCCACGCCACAUCCCUCAAAGAAAAACACAAAAUCCUCCACCAACUGCUUCGGAACAGUACAUCACCUGUAGACCUGGUCAAGCUCACUGCUGAGGCUACAGGCAAAGAACUGGGCCAGGACCAGUCACAGGGUGCUGGUCCCACAGCUUCUGUGGGAGAACUCACUCCCAAGCAGGAGCCAUUGAGCCCCAAGAAGAAGGACAAUGCACUGCUGCGCUAUCUACUGGAUAAGGACGACACUGUAAUGAAGGACAAGGUCUGCAAGCGGGAACUCGGAGAGGUGAAGUUCGAAGAGGACAAACACCCCCAGGUGAAGGUGGAGAAACAGGAUGCAGAGUACGACCGGAUCGAGCAGUCGUCGGAGCUGGAUGACAUCCUCAACGACCUGCAGGACACCGUUUCGUUGCCCAGUCCCAUAAAGCAGCAGAACAUUAUCAACAACAUGAUGCAGAUGUCCGAGGCCGGUCCUGCCAUGGCGGCGCAGCAGCAGCAACACCGAGGUCUUGCGGCUAGCAUGGACUUUGGGGGUGUCCGACAAGGACCGCCAGGCAGGAGUUUGUCUGUGAGGAGCGUCUCUCUGGACAUGAGCGUGUCCCCUCAGCAGCAGUAUCCCAUAAGGGCUUCGAGCCCGUACGCUCUCAUGCAGCAGCAACAGCAGCAAGGGAUGGGAAGUCCCGGCAUGAUGCCUAACCAGGCAGGACUGGUGAAUGCAGGACUGAUGGCUCCAGGUGGUCCACGACCUGUCAUGCAGCAAGAGGGCUGGGUGGGUUCUGCCUCUGCGCCUCCGCUGGGAGCGUCCGGUCCCGGACAGCAAAACGCCAUGCAGGGCAGAAUGGGGCCUGGCAAUGGUCUGAUGAGGCCUAACAGCCAGCCAGGGCCCCGGCCGAUGCUUCAGUCCUCAAUGAUGUCCAACGCCCAACCGGACAUGGACAUCGGUAUGGUCAGCCACCAUUUCUCACAACAGGCUCCGCCCAACCAGACCGCACCUUUGCCAGACAGCAUGAUGCCGAUCGAUCAGACGGCUUUCGUAAACCAGAACAGACCUGCUCCCCAGGAUGAUCAUCUGUGCAACACGGGGCUCGGUGCUGACGGGAACACGGUGGACGAGGGAGCUUUGAUGUCCCAGCUGUACACGGCACUGAAAGACUUCGAUGGUCUGGAGGAGCUUGAUCGUGCUCUCGGGAUCCCCGCCCUGGUUGAACAGAGCCAGUCACUGGAGCCAGACCAGUUCCCACAGGACCCCUCCAUGAUGUUGGACCAAAAGCCCCCAAUGUACACCCAGCAAUUCGGCCCUCCACCGUCCCACAUGGCGCCAAGGGGCUUCCCUGCAGCUCCCAUGCAAGAACCAGGUUUUCACCCCAUGUCUGGCCAGAUGGGUCCGCGGCAGAGUUACCCAAUGAUGAGAAUGCAGCCACGGCCUGGACUCCGGCCCAGUGGUGUGCCCCCCAACCAGCCCAACACACUACGCCUGCAGCUCCAGCACCGGCUACAGUCACAACAGAACCGUCAGCCGAUGAUGACUCCGAUGAGCAGUGUGUCGAAUGUGAACCUACCUCUUCGAGCCAGUGCUCCAAGCCAGGCAAGCAUCAAUGCUCGGAUGUUGGCUCAGCGUCACCGGGAACUUCUGAGUAAUACCUUGAGGCAGAGGCAGCAGGUGCAACAGGCCCAGCAGGUUCAGCAGCAGCGGAGCAUGGCCAUGAGGGCCCAGAACCUCAACCUGCCUCCCAACAUGGCCGCCAUGGGCAUGAGUAGCCCCAGGAAUCCUCAGGCAACUCCCCAGCAGUUCCCCUACCCACCCAGCUACGGUACCAGUACAGGCCUGGCCUCGUCACCUCCCCCUACCAGCCCCUUCUCCUCCCCACUCUCCCCCAGCCUGCCCUCUCUCCCCCCCACCCCUCAGCUCCACCUGCAUGGCACCUCCUCCUCCUCACAGAUGAUGAUGGGAAACACAAACAUGAUGGGCGGACAGUACGGGGCCGUACUCAGCCCCCAAAUGCAGCACAGUGCCUUUCAGUUUCCCAACUCAGGUAUGAACCAACAGGCAGACGGAGGGUUUGGAGGAGCCAGCACGCCACAGAGCCCCCUGCUGUCCCCUCGCAUGGCCCACACGCAGUCCCCCAUGAUUCAACAGGGCCAACAAAAUGCUGCUUUCCAGGGUUCUCCUGACAUGAACGGCUGGCCGCCGGGAAACAUGGGAGGGAACAGCAUGUUCCCGCAGCAGCAGACGUCCCCGCAGUUCACGCAGCAGAACAACAACAGCAGCAGCAGCAUGUACAACGGCAACGCCAUGAGCCUCAACAGCAUCUCCAUGAACACCAACAUGGCGACCAGCAGCAUGGGCCAGAUGAGUGGACAGAUGAACAUCACAUCCAUGGCAUCAGGGUCCUCACCCGGCCUGCCCUCCAUGGGACAAGAACAGAAAUAUUGUUGACCCUCAUGAAGCCUCUUAACACGAACCUCAAAGCUCAGCUGGCGCAAGGAGCGUGUCGGCCCUUUAAAAACAAAAAUGCAAACUAAUCGGCUGCCCCUUGAACCAGCCAGGCCAGCGCCCUGACCCCCUCCAUCUCCCUUGUCCCUGCUCCCCCCCCACACACACACACAAAUAGACACAGGAGUGCGCGGAGUGCUGGGGAAGGACCUCUGUCCGACUUGCCUAACCCUCCUGGAGGAGCCGCCAAUGAGACGCCGAUCUGCCUGUCCAGCCGCAUUCACCGUAAUGUGACUUACUGUCGGCCUCCUGGAGGGGGACAUAAACUUGGGUGGCAGAGGCUUUU